Hymenoscyphus albidus is the source of this 2342-nucleotide messenger RNA. NCBI's taxonomy places the organism in Eukaryota, Fungi, Ascomycota, Leotiomycetes, Helotiales, Helotiaceae. The record is from the annotation of a GenBank genome assembly.
GUUUCAAAUUCCAAAAUAAUCGUCUAUCAAUCUAGAUUGAUUAAAUAAUGCAGGUACGAGAAGAUCUGCAACAACGACAACUAUAUUUGGCCUCAGGCAACAAACAAUUAUUCAUGGCCCAUGACCAUCAAUUUAUGACCGUGAUAAUGAAACUCGAAGCACAAGUGGAUCCAAUGCCACUCCAAAAAAAUAUUAGAACUCAAUCCAGAAGAAACGUUUCCAGACCAAAACAUUUGUGAAUAGAUUCAUCACCUCCCAAACAACUUCCAUGGAUUCACCAUGACCACUCCAACCACCCAGUCUCCACAGACGGCAACCACCACGCCAGAUCCGAAGCUAGACCAACCCGAGGAGAAUCUUCAUUCUCUCGUCUAUAGUCAAAGAUGCAAAGACAUAUGGAUUAUGCUCGUGGCCCUACGAUGCGUCAACGCUCUUUUCGUGCGCACCUUCUUCCAGCCAGAUGAAUAUUUUCAAUCGUUGGAGCCAGCGUGGCAGAUGGCUUUUGGUUCGGACAGUGGAGCUUGGAUCACGUGGGUAUGUAUAUUUCCAACGCAUUGUAAACUCAUGUACUGAUUGGAGACAGGAAUGGGAUCAUCAGUUGAGGUCUUCUUUACAUCCUGCCAUGUUUGCUGCCAUCUACUAUGCCGCGAAUAAAACCAUGGAAUUGGUGAGCUGUUUUCCGCAGUUUCGAGCCAUGAUCUUAAAGGUGCUGCCCAAUGUAGUUCAGGCUCUUUUUGCUGCUGCAACCGAUUACUAUACCUGGCAGUUUGCGGAGAAGAUAUAUGGAAAAGGAAGUAGAUCGGCUUGGGUGACAGUAAGUAAAUGCUGAUCAGGUAUUGAGGAAUAUAUCUAAUCAAUAUUAUAGCUCUUCAUGUCGAUGUUUAGUCCUUGGAAUUGGUUCUGCUCGACAAGAACGUUUUCCAAUUGUGUGGAAAUGACAUUAACUAUUGCUGCGUUGAGUUUCUGGCCUUGGGAAAUGACUACCGAUGCGUCCAGUACAGAAUCUUCCAGGUCAGCAAAGGGAAAGUUCAAGUCCUCAACCACCAAGACUCAAAUCUUCACAAAUUCUGGAUCGGUUACAGAGUAAGUCUCUGUUUGGAACUUCUACGAAAGAAGAUACUAACCAAGCACGUAGACUACGUACCUCACUUCUGUUGGCUUUCACUGCCUGCAUUCUACGCCCAACCAAUGGAUUGAUUUGGUUUUCAGUGGUCAUGCCAAUCGCUACCCAGUUUUACAAACCGAGUACCCGACUGGCGUUCUCCGACUAUCUCAUUCUCAUCCGUGAAGUAAUACUUUGCUUGUCGUUUGUUCUUCUACUUUCCGCCGGAUCCGACAAACUUUACUUUGGAAAAUGGACAUUUCCUCCUUUGCAAUGGCUCAAUUUUAACAUUAGUCAAGACCUUGCCGUUUUCUACGGUCGUAACGAUUGGCACUACUAUCUCUCUCAAGGACUUCCUCUUCUUCUCACGACAUACCUCCCAUUUACUAUCGUGGCUCUUUGGAAAACUACACUCCUUCCAUCCUCAAACAUCCGAGUCCAUAUUCUCACACUAAUCCUCGUCACAAUCGGCGUCCUCUCCCAAAUCGCCCACAAAGAAGUCCGCUUCAUCUACCCUCUCCUACCUCUCCUCCAUAUCCUCACAUCCCCAACAAUAAACAUCUUCUUCACAACCCUCAUCUCCAAAACCACCUUCCCCCCUCCCUUCCCCUCAACACCCAUCACCAAAUCCGUCCUCACCAUCCAUCGCAAGCCCCUCCUCGCCACGCUCUUCUCCCUCAACCUCCUCAUCGCAGGCUACACCUCAUUCCAGCACCAACGAGGCGUCAUCUCCGUCCUCUCCUUCCUCCGCCACGAAUACGAAACCCUCCACCUCGACCAACAAGGACGCCUCCUCCCUCCUCCCUCCUCCCCAACCUCCACCCGUCCCCCCGCCGACGAAACCUUCGUCGCCUUCCUCAUGCCCUGCCACUCCACCCCCUGGCGUUCGCACCUCUUCUACCCCACCCUCCGCGCAUGGGCCCUCGAAUGUCCGCCUCCCAUCCACCUAUCUAAGAACUCCGCUGCGCGAGAAGCAUAUCGUGAUGAAGCGGAUCGAUUCUAUGACGACCCCAAGAAAUUCCUUUCGCAAGAGGUGGGGGGGAGGAACCGACCGUGGCCCCGCUACGUCGUCGGGUUUCAAGGGAUUGAGGCGGUUCUGAGGGAGUGGUAUGAGGAGAAUGUUAAAGGGUGGGGGAUGAGGGAGAAGUGGAGGGGUGGGAACAGUGAUUGGAUUGAUGAUUCUCGAAGGGUGGGGGAUGUGGUGGUUUGGGAGUUUGUGGAUGGGAGUUUGGAGGGGUAG